Molecule: messenger RNA, 576 nt
Organism: Sodiomyces alkalinus F11
Lineage: Eukaryota; Fungi; Ascomycota; Sordariomycetes; Glomerellales; Plectosphaerellaceae
Exons: 1
Coding region: 149-487 (112 amino acids)
Source: RefSeq, a predicted model, not a curated record
UACAGACACAGACACGCAUGUCUGAACUUCGGCAAUCAAGAUAACGCAGAAUGAGAAACGACGGAAUGGACUAUAUACAUGCGGUUGGGGCAUAUUGGAAACGAAGGAACAUUUAGCAAGUUCAGUUAGGGUUCAGUUAGGGUAGGACAUGGGGAAGCUUUGCAUCAUAUAUCGACUACAACAAGGAGCGUCAUCUCUCUUCUUUCAGUCGCUCAUUUACUCUUUGGUGUAUCCCCGACAUUCGCAUCAUCAGGGGAUUGGACCUGCCAUACAUACCUACGUAGUUGACUCUUGUAACGCUACCGCGCAUGUCAUUGUCAUCAUUCCAUUCACGUCAUUACUCCUCCUAUAUCUCAGGAGCCAUCGUCGGGUAGUCGGGUACCGGCGAAGACAGCACCGCGGGAUGCAAUGCGUAGCAUUUCACAUCCGUACGCAAUGCUCUCCCUAUUCUUAUCCAGAUGGACAAUCAGUAUAUAAGGCCCUUUAGUAACCCCCUAUAUCCAUAACUAUCAAAGGGUUGUCUUACAUAUUAUCAAAAGUCCUCAACGCCUGCUAUACCCAUUCGUACACUGCGAG